Tetranychus urticae (two-spotted spider mite) is the source of this 1038-nucleotide messenger RNA. RefSeq names its product allatostatin-A receptor-like. The record is from RefSeq and is a predicted model, not a curated record. Gene Ontology annotation, molecular function: G protein-coupled receptor activity. Gene Ontology annotation, cellular component: plasma membrane. NCBI's taxonomy places the organism in Eukaryota, Metazoa, Arthropoda, Arachnida, Trombidiformes, Tetranychidae. Gene Ontology annotation, biological process: G protein-coupled receptor signaling pathway.
UUACCAGAAAUAAGUAGCAUCAUUGUUACGUCUAAAAUGUCCACCUUGAACGUUCACCAAAAACUUUCUAGAUCAUCGUUAUAAAAUUGUUACACACAUCAAUAGUCAAUCAUGGAACCUUGGAAUACAAAUGACUCUUAUCUUCCACCACCUUUUGUUAAUGAUGUCCAUCGAUGUUUACCAAAAAGUAGCCGUUUCGAUGAAAACUGUUUACCAGAUUCAGGCGACUUACGGAUUCCAAUGGAAAGACCAGAAGAUAUGCUGGAUCCAAGUAAAAUAAAUCCAGCAUUUUACCCAAUCAUAAUCACCCAUGCAAUCACAUUCAUCAUUGGAAUUGCAGGCAACAUUGUAGUCAUACUAACCUGGGCUGGUCGAGGUAAACUCAGGUCACCAACAACGGCAUUCCUGGUUUCCCUUGCAAUUGCCGAUCUUUUAUUGUUAAUUGUUUACGUUCCUCUUGAAACCCUGGAAUACUUUGCUAUAACAUGGGAUGUUGGAGGUUCAGUUUGUAAACUGAGUUCAUACGUUGAAAUGCUCUGUGGUAUAUCAUCUGUACUCAAUCUGGUUGCUGUUUCAAUUGAAAGAUUUUUAGUGAUUGUUUAUCCCAUCAAAGCAAGGCGAUUAUGCACCUUAAGUACAAGCCGUCGAGGCCUUUUGCUAGUUUGGUCUUUGGCCGUUAUACUUGCUCUUCCAGUUGUUUUUACAAAGAGAAUUCAUCCGAUAACAUAUUACAAUAGUUCCACCUCAGCUACUGCCUAUUACUGUUGGGAUGCUGAUGAUGACUGGGCUGCCAUCAUAGCCAUCUAUCAGUUGCUUGUUAUGUUUGUCCUUCCUGGAGUUCUAAUGGUCAUUUGCUACUUUUGUGUUAUCCAAGAGCUUUGGGUUAGCACACGGACAAUGGCUUCAAUGACCAAAAACCCAUCCACACCAAUCACUGGUUCAACGUCAACCAAUGGUACAUCAAGUGAGUCUCACAUGUCAACCACAACCAGUCAACUAACCUCAUCAUCAGUCCGCCACGAUUACCAGAUUACAUGA